ACAAUAAUGAGUAGCAGUAGUAGUAGUACGGCGACAGCAACGUCGACGAAUGAACUGUCAGAGAAUAUAUCGACUACAUCGUCAAUGGUUGGCGGCAUGCCUCGCACACCUGGCAAGGCGACAUCUGCUGCCGCUGCAUCAUUGUCAGCGUCAACUGGCAGCAGUGCAACAGGCUCCAAAUUCAUUGCCAACAGCUAUACAUACGACCACCUGUUCUCACCAUCGAUGGACACCCCUCAGAUAUAUGAUACGGUGGCCAAGCGCAUCAUUUGGAGCACGAUGGAGGGAUACAAUGGCACGAUCUUUGCAUAUGGUCAGACGGCAUCGGGCAAGACCUUCACGAUGAAGGGCAGCGGCAAGAAGAACCCAGGCAUCAUCCCAAUGGCCAUUCGCGAUGUCUUUGAUUUCAUCCAACAGGAGCCUGGGCGCGAGUUCCUGCUGCGUGUCAGCUACAUGGAGAUUUACAACGAGGUAAUCAAUGACCUCCUAGCGCCAGAGAGUUUGAACCUCAAGAUACAUGAGAAGCCAAAUGGAGAGAUAUAUGUUGGAAACUUGAAAGAGGAGAUUGUACUGUCGCCUGAUCAUGUCAUGUCACUGAUCUCGGCUGGAGAGGCAUACAGACACGUUGGCAGUACGAACUUCAACGAGCAAUCCUCUCGCUCACACACCAUCUUUCGACUUGUAGUCGAGAGCAAAGAGACAGCAUCCACUGGAUCAAACCUCAUCGAUUUGGCAGGAAGUGAACGUGCAUCAGAAGGAGUACAAGCAAUACGUAACAAGGAGGGAGCGUAUAUUAAUAAGAGUUUGCUGACGCUUGGAAGUGUGAUCAGCAAGCUGAGCGAGAAGACGACUGGUCAUAUCAAUUAUCGUGAUAGCAAACUGACGAGGAUCUUGCAGAACUCAUUGAGUGGCAACUCAAAGAUUGCCAUUGUCUGUACAAUCACAUUGGCCAGCAACAACUUUGAGGAGACGCACUCCACACUCAAGUUUGCCAGUCGCGCCAAGAAGAUCACCAAUCACGCCAGGCUCAACGAGGUGGUCGACGACAAGACUUUGAUCAAGCAGUAUCGCAAUGAGAUUGCCGAGCUGAAGCUCAAGCUGGAGGAGGCACAGCGCAAGGAGCUUGAUCUCGAGAAGAACAAGACCGCUGAGGAGUUGUCCAAGAGGCUGCACGACGCCGAGAAGCACAAGAACUUGCUCGAGUCCAAGAUACAGCACUUGACCAAGCUGAUCCUGGUCAGCAGCUCAAUCUCCAAGGCCAAGCAGGGCUCAACGUCGUCCUCGUCCGAGGCAUCCCCGCUGAGUUCCAGCGUGGAGGAUAUUGACGCGCAUCAUAUCAGCUCGCAUCUCAAGUCCAAUCCACUGGUCGAUGGCAAGGACGUGGCAAAGAUGGCCAAGUUGGAGAAGGAGCUGGAGGAGAAGAACAAGACAAUCGAGAGCGAUCAGAAGAGGAUCAAGGAGUUGGAGCUCAAGCUCAAGGAGAAAGAGGAUAGCGUGGCAAGUUUGGAAUUUAGGAUCAAUGGAUACAUGGAGAAGUUUAAGACCCUGAUAUCACAGAACGACAGUCUCAAAAAACAACUGAGUUCAACUCAAAAGGAGCUGGAAGAACACAAGCUGCAGCUACUCGAGGCGCAGGAGCAGGAGCAAGAGCAGGAACAAGAUCAAGAACAAGACGACCCAGAUGAGAUG
Messenger RNA from Acytostelium subglobosum LB1, 1689 nucleotides. RefSeq lists its product as hypothetical. The record is from RefSeq and is a predicted model, not a curated record. The annotation marks the transcript as partial. Gene Ontology annotation, biological process: microtubule-based movement. Lineage: Eukaryota; Evosea; Eumycetozoa; Acytosteliales; Acytosteliaceae. Gene Ontology annotation, molecular function: microtubule motor activity; microtubule binding; ATP binding. The transcript is spliced from 4 exons.